This is a messenger RNA of Homalodisca vitripennis (glassy-winged sharpshooter), 7395 nucleotides long. Its product is annotated as inactive tyrosine-protein kinase transmembrane receptor ROR1-like. Lineage: Eukaryota; Metazoa; Arthropoda; Insecta; Hemiptera; Cicadellidae. Gene Ontology annotation, biological process: positive regulation of kinase activity; cell surface receptor protein tyrosine kinase signaling pathway; multicellular organism development. Gene Ontology annotation, molecular function: ATP binding; protein binding; transmembrane receptor protein tyrosine kinase activity. The transcript has 16 exons. Gene Ontology annotation, cellular component: membrane; signaling receptor complex. The record is from RefSeq and is a predicted model, not a curated record. The coding region runs from base 90 to 2687 and encodes 865 amino acids.
UCGACAGCUGUCACGCGUAGCAGCUGUUGUGGUUUGGAUCACGUCACGUUCGCGUUCACGAUCAUGUGGUUGCGGAGUCUGUGAUAAAUAUGUGGAACAUACUCAGUGUCCUGUUUUUGUGUGUUUUUAGUUUCUUUGGAGAAUGCGCUCGCCACGUUCCUGAAGAUGACUUGUGGUCAGAGGUGGCGCCCGGUAUCCAGGGGGCAGAUGACUACGACAAUGCGCUCUCAUACGCUGACUACACUGAUGAGGCCGAGACCGCUCUUUGGAACGACACACUGGAAGAGGUGACGACGACUGCAACCAACAAAACUGGUUGGUUGCGGUGGACGCGGGCGUUGGGGAACAUUACGAAGACUGCAGGGGACGCAGUAAAGCUGCGCUGCGAGGUGUACGGUGAUCCACCGCCCAUCAAGCUGUUGUGGUACAAAAACGAAGCACCACUGGAGCCUGUAAAGGGCAGAAUCACUGUGCGGAACUACACCCCAUCGAAGUACAGUGGUGCCGCGCUCGGCUCACGACUUAGAAUUACACCGCUGGAAGUCCAUGACACAGGUUUCUACACUUGUGAAGCGACGAGUCAAGAAGUAAAAGUAGAUACUACUGGCAUACUUAGAGUCUCCAUGAACCACUGGGGGCAAGAUCAUGCUGCACCACCAUUGGGGUCAUCUGUUCCACAUUUUAUAGACAGUGUGGGCCCAGAUGAUGUUCUCAGCGUAGGUUUGCCUGGGGUUGGUAACGUAGCUCCAUUGGAUACUGGGGGACUGGGACCAGUUUUCAGCAAUGCUCCAAGCCAACCAGAAACUAAGUUGGCAAGCCUAGAACCAGAACCAGUAUGUCAGCUGUACAGAGGCCAAAGAUGCUCCCAGUUUGUUGGAAACAAGUCAGUAUACAUUCAACCAGGAGUGACGCAAGCCAUAAUUGAAACGAAACUCAAUGCUGCAUUUGUUGUCAUAUCUCAAUCAAAUGAUCUCUCCCAGGGCUGUGAGAAGUACGCUCUGCCGUCCCUGUGUUAUACUGCUUACCCGGUAUGCCGGGAAGACGCCUCCCUCCCUCCCAGACGCAUCUGUCGUCAGGAUUGUGAUCUGUUGGAGAAUGAGCUGUGCCAGUUGGAGUAUGCACUAGCUAAGAAACAUCCUCUGAUUGGUCGCCAAUUGGAGAUGCCCGAGUGCACGAACUUGCCUGCCAUCGGCUCUCCUGGCAGUGAAGAUUGUCUGCAGCUGGGCAUGCCACAACCUGAGCCGGUCAAUAAAGACGAGAAGUGUUUCUGGGGUGUGGGUGAGAACUACCGGGGAGACCUGUCAGUAGCAAUGUCGGGUCGGCCAUGUAUACAGUGGCGUCGGCAGAUGUUCAUCAAGACCAGCCAGCACACGUCACUGCUGGGUGGUCACAGCUAUUGUCGCAAUCCAGGUGGCAUCGAGAGUCGGCCUUUCUGCUACACUGAGAAGGGUACCACACCAGAGUUCUGUGAUAUCCCCAACUGCUUUCCAGAUUGGCAGUUAACUCUGUGCCUUGUUGCUGGAAGCCUGUUGUUACUGUUGCUGUUACUGUUGCUGUACUGCUGUUGUCGGAAGAGGCAACAACAAAUUUCCCGAAACCGUCUUGCCACAACCCCAGGAAUUAAGGCCAUGAAGAACUCUCCAAAUAAGAAAGGGCUUGAAAUGUCAGCACUCAUACCAGGAUCAAAUGCCUCAAGUCUGAAGAGCGAAGCUCGACCCAGAGUUCGUGAAUUCCAUUUAUCAAACAUAAGAUUCUUGCAAGAGUUAGGAGAGGGUGCUUUUGGAAAAGUGUACAAGGGGGAGAUUUGUGGAUUGGACAGUGGACCACUGUUGGUGGCCAUCAAGACACUUAAGGAGAAUGCCACAGCCAAGACUGCCCAGGACUUUAGGCGAGAGGUGGACCUGAUGUCAGAACUACGACACCCUAACAUCGUCUGUUUGUUGGGAGUCAGUCUGUCAGGGGAGCCCAUGUGUAUGCUGUUCGAGUUCAUGACUCGUGGUGACCUGCACGAGUUUCUCAUGUCUCAUUCCAACCGCUGUGAUGUUUCCAACUGUAGUGAUGAGCCACCGCUGGACCAGCAGGACUUCAUGUUCAUUGCCAUCCAGAUCGCUGCAGGGAUGGAAUACCUUUGUAGUCAUCACUACGUUCAUAGAGACUUAGCAGCUCGUAACUGCUUGGUUGGAGAGAAUCUAGUCGUUAAAAUCUCAGACUUUGGACUGUCCAGAGAUGUCUAUUCAUCAGACUACUAUAGAGUGCAGUCAAAGUCACUGUUACCAGUGAGGUGGAUGCCCCCAGAGUCAAUCCUCUAUGGCAAGUUCACCACAGAGUCUGAUGUCUGGAGCUAUGGUGUUGUUUUAUGGGAAAUCUAUAGCUAUGGUUUGCAGCCUUACUAUGGAUACAGUAACCAGGAAGUGAUAGACAUGAUCCGGUGUCGCCAGCUGCUACCAUGUCCUGAGGACUGUCCAUCACGUAUGUACUCGCUGAUGAUGGAGUGUUGGCAUGAGGCACCGGUACGUCGUCCCCACUUCCCCGAGAUACACGCCAGACUGCGCCAGUGGGCAGGGUCCACGCCUCCACAAGCCAGCAGUGACCGCACAAACUCCACACAACUGUCACGUCCCCCUGCCCCUCACCAGCUGGUUGUCAGGCUACCUCCACCCUACAACAAGACUGCCACCAACAUCUAACCAACACGGCUGUGUCAUAACGUAGCUAUCUAAGUUCUCAAGUGACUGAUUAUUUUAAUUAUCGCACAACACGAGUCCGAGUGCUCACGAAGGUGCUUGGUUUCCUAGAUUUUAAGAAUAGUUUUUUGUAUUCUCUAUUUGUACAGAAAUAACGUUUUAAUUUAUCUGAUUCAAAUGUGUUUGACCACUACUUUUUAAUUUAAUCAAGUAUAAUUUAUUUCUUGUAAUAUAUGGACAGAAGGAUUAAAAAAUAUUCUAAUAAUAUUUUUACUAAAUCUUUUUAAAUAGAACUAAAAUAUUGUAAUGUUUUCUCUAAUGGUUUAUGUGAAUUUCAUAAUUUUUAAACUUGUUUUAUCUACAAUGUAUAAAUUAGAACCAUCACUUUAAAGUUUGAGUUUUUAUUGAUAUUAAAUUUAUAGUUGUUUUAAUUUAUGUUCUAAGCAGACAAGCAUCAGUGCAGCUGUAUUUGUUUGAUUAUGUAACUCAUUAUUUGUCUCAUUAUCUUGUUGCAUAGUCUCAUUAUCUUGUUGCAUAAUAAUUUAUAUGCAGUAGAUCUUGGUGUUUGUACCACAACUGAAUAAAUGUUUCCUGUUAACCUUGGAUCUAGCCAAUAACAUUCACAUAACUUUGCACAAAAAACUUUAACCACAACUUUCACAUGAGAAUAAAUAGUUACGAUUGUAUAACAAAGUAGGAGUAUGCAACACCAUGUAUUGUAUAACAGACUUUGCUGUGGUUGCAUGUAAAAUUCCAAGUAUAUAGUUACAUGUGUUACUAUGUAACUUGUUAAAAUGUUAUAUUAUAAUUGUUCUCAGUUAAUUUUCAAAUUUACUUAUUCUGUAAUUUUCUUGCUUUCAUCAUAGAUAAACAUAAGACCAAUAUAUAAAUGUUCACUAAUGCUCAGCCAAAUCGUAUGGAGUGAAAUGCAUUAUCAUCAAACUAAGUGUUGCCUUCAUAGAAAUGAAGCUUCAAGCAAAAUGUAUAGGUCUAGAGAUGGUUUUUUUUAGCUACCAGAGGAAUUUUAAUGUUUAAUUGGUUAUAUUAUUUUUAUAUAACAAAUCAUAAAAAUCAGUAAAAAGUUUAUUAAGUUACGUAAGAAAUGGCAGCAUGCUCCACAUAUUUUAUGUGAGUCCUGAGAAAAGGAAGCGAGUUGUGCUAUUGUGCAGGAAUCUUUUUCUCUACAAGGGAAUAUGUUUUGAAUCUUCUUUGUUGUUAUUCACUCAUCUGUCUGAAUGGUUUUUAUUGUAGCAAAACACUAGUGGAUUUCUUUUUUAGUGGUAACAGUCAAUAAUAAUUGUCAUCAUAGUUUCAUUUUUUAUUACUAGCAAUAUGGUUAGAACCAAAUUAUGAAGUGUGAUACAAAUAAAAUUAAUUCAGAAUAACUUUCUCCAAAUAUUAAAAUUUACUUAUGUUGAUAGUGCAGUAUGAGUAUAAGCAGAGAGUAUUACAGGAUAUUGGACAUUAGCAAUUGUUAUGUGUUACAAAAGGUACAUAUAACACAACGUUUUGAGGACUGGAUUAGACUCCAAACAGCUUUUGGAUAGAUUAGAAAUCCUUUCUAUUCGUUUUGUUCUUUAUUUUUUUAUGUAUUAAUACCUCCCCUACCUGACGAAGAGGAUAGAUUCUAAUCCUUGAAAUGUUGUGUUAUACCUUUUGUAACAUAUAAUGAUGGCAAAUGUUCGAUAUCCUGUUAUCAUUUCAAACCUUCCAUCGUCAAUAACAAACGUUAAACAAAGAAUCAGGGAGUAAUUCAUUUCUCAUGAUUCAUGUUUUACAAUUGGCAUGCGUAUUACAUGGUACAUGGUUAUUGUCUCCAAACUCACAUAUAAAAUGUUGAGAAUAUAAGUAGAUAAAUGGAAAUAGUACACAUUGUACAAUAGAUAAGCAAAAAGCACACUUGAAAUCUAAGAACUUUGACUAAAGGGCACAAAUAUUUUUAAAUUGUUUGACUCAAGGUCACCUCUUGGCCAAUUGGGGUGUGUUCACAUUGAAUGGAAAUAUGUAGCAAACAGGUAGAAACAAAUGGAGAAUACAUAUUACUACUAAUUACAUCUUCGUCUUCCCAAUGACAGCAAAUGUCAAAGAAACUAAUCUGUUGAGAUUAUGUAUUCAAAACUAUUUAAAACUUUACUUUGCUCUGGAGUUAUCAAAUUUCAUCCUAAAUGAUUGUAUGUGAUGAGAAGACAAUAGUGUUUGUGUCUGUACUGUAGUUAUGUACGUGAAAUAGCCAUGUUUAAGGACCUAGCUAACUGAUAUUUAGCCACUCUGUGACGUGCUAAUCGAUUAGUGCAGUAGCACCACUCAGUUCCAUUAUAAAAGUUGUUGUAUCUUUUGCUGAAUAUGUAUUUCUCUCCAUAGUCCAGCUAGUAUACAGCUGCCAUCUUCCAGUAUUGGUUAUCUAAGAAACAAAAUAAGUAUUGGAUGAUUACUGCAUAACAAAAUGAUUACAUUAUACUAUUACUUUAUUCAAUUUAUAUACAUGAUAUACACAAUGAAUAGUACAAAUAAUAUUUUUAAAUAAGUCUAGCAAGAAUUAAUUGCUUAAUUUACUGUAUGUAAAAGACAUCUUUGCUUUAUCGUAAUUAAAUUUACAAUGCAUAAGAAUAUAUUUAACAUAAUUAUACAUGUGAAGACAUAAUUUUACUUUUAGGUUGAGAAUAGUUUAUUUCUUUAGUAGAAAAACUCAAAAUGGAGUAAUGAAGUUAUAUAUACAUAAUAUAAUUUAUAAUUAUUAAUGAAAAUGCUUGAUGUCAGGAACAUCUAACUGAACCAUUUAUUUGGGUUAUACCAUAAGGCAACUUGAACUGCAGCUCUUGAAAGAAAAGGAAUUACGUAAUGAACUAAAACUUUUGUACUUAGAUCAAUGACACUGAGAAAGAGUGGAUUAUUCAUAAUUAUGAAAAAGAAAUGGCUCAUUUACAGACCCUUAUAAACCAGCCAAAAUACUCAAAUAUUAGCAGUGUCAAUCUCAACAAACCCUUAGUUAGAGACUCAGAAUAUUACAUUUAAAAUUUUACUAUUUUACUUUGUGGUAUAUUUUAUAUAUACACCAAACAAAUUUUAUUUAUGCUCAAUAUGGAACUUAGACAUACAAAAAGCACCAAACUUUAGUAUUUUCAAUAUUUUUUAUGAAUAUUCCUUUUAGUCAUCAGAGGUUUUGACUUUUUUAAUUCCUUAUUAUUAUUAAUAAUUUAAAAUAAUACAGUCCAUAAAUAUUGUAUGUUUAUCUUUUCGAUCAUUCUAAAAAUCUGUGAACCAUGAAAUCACCACACUCAUGCUGUGCCCUGUUGAAUCUAUUAGCUAAUACGGUCAUUAUCCGUCCAAUUGUUUUCAUCACUAUUAGAACUAUCAUAAUAUCAUGAAAAUAGUUACUUUCUUCAUUCAUAAAAAUCUCUGCUGAAAUUUGUGUCUUUCUGCCAUUCUCUACGAUAACUAAUUGGACAAAUGAUAAUUUCCUAAUCAUCACUUACAAUCCGUAAACAUAACAUGUACAUAAAACCGAGUUCACACAAUAAGACAAAUGUAGCAAUGUAAUCGAACGUGAAAUGGGAAUCAGGAGAUUUUGUUCAAUUACAGAGAUUUCUUUUCUUAAACAGAGAAAACAAGCCAAUGCACUCUAUUAGACAUAACGGAAACUUCAUAAAGUGUUGUUAUGAUUCUCUACUAGCAAAUGUGUUCAGGCGAACAAGUAUAACCCACAAAGCAAUAUAGGAAAUACUGUUUAAGGAAAUAACAGAUUUUAAAGAGCGAUCGUCUUUACCACUGGUGGCACAAGGCAUGCCCUUGCGUAACUGUUGGAAUUACUAGUCAAAGGGUUUUAAAAAAGUUAAAUGAAAUAUAUUGUACAUUUAGUACAAUUGUUAACGAUAAAGUAUGAGUAAUUUAGAUGGUACUUACUAAAACUAAGUAAAGUUAUUAAGGUUUUACAAGAUCUUCAAUAGUAAGCUAUGCUAUACAAAGUUUUACUCCUUUAAACAAGCAUUUAUUGCAACUUAAUCAACCAUCAUAAUAAACUACAAGUAUUGUUUAGAAUCUUUUGAAAGUGUUGAGUUUUAAUUAUUAAUUGUUUGGUGUUUUUGUCCAUAAAUAUAUUUUAGUUUCUAUGCACUAUUAUGUCAUUAUUUGUACAUAGACUUUGUACAUUUGUAAAUAUGUAAAUGUGUUUUAGAUAUUUUUACUAGUAGUAUAUGUUUUCCUAAUUAUUUGCUUAACCAAAGUACUGUAAUUAUUUAUAUUAUUUAUUUUACACUGAUGUUAUAGAUGUUUUUAUAUUACAGUGAUAAAUGUAUAGUCACUUUUUUACUAUGGCUAUUUUUAAAGUACAUAUGUAUAUAUUAAUGUACAUGUUGUAAAAGAUUAUGCACACGUUCCUUGAUAUAAUGAGAUGUGCGCGCAUUGUGAAGAUUUGUGUGAAUUAUUUGGUACCAAUUGAAUGUUGUAUAAUUAAUUUCUUAUUCAAAAAGGGAUCAAAAAAUUUGUUAAACCAAAUAACUUAAUAAAUUUUAUUGGAGAUUGUAAAAACUAUGUUAACUAAAUGUUUGAUCAAAUAUGAAUGUAUUUAAUUUUUUGCAAGAGUCUAUAGAUUUGUACUUUUUUCAUGCAACAUUAAUGAAUCUUGACUAAAUUAAACAUUUCAUUUCUUCAAACAAAAUGUAGCAAUUAAGAUUGAUAACUGAAAAUUUUGUAAUAUAUUUUUAUCAAUGUUCAA